Molecule: messenger RNA, 1845 nt
Organism: Poeciliopsis prolifica (blackstripe livebearer)
Lineage: Eukaryota; Metazoa; Chordata; Actinopteri; Cyprinodontiformes; Poeciliidae
Gene: sec13
Product: SEC13 homolog, nuclear pore and COPII coat complex component
Exons: 9
Coding region: 110-1072 (320 amino acids)
Biological process (GO): positive regulation of TOR signaling; protein import into nucleus; COPII-coated vesicle budding
Cellular component (GO): COPII vesicle coat; nuclear pore outer ring
Molecular function (GO): protein binding; structural molecule activity
Source: RefSeq, a predicted model, not a curated record
ACUCAGUGGAAGCGGUUUUUGGACUUGUUGCCACGUCGGACUGUUGAACCUGGAGAAUUAAUUUCACAUAUACUUGAGUAAAUAUUUGUAGGAGGACUAAAUAACAGUCAUGGUUUCUGUUAUUAACACAGUGGACACCUCGCAUGAGGACAUGAUACACGAUGCCCAGAUGGAUUAUUAUGGGACUCGGCUUGCCACCUGCUCCUCUGACCGCACUGUCAAGAUCUUUGAUGUCAGGAAUGGAGGACAGAUUCUGGUGGCAGAUCUCAGGGGGCACGAAGGCCCUGUGUGGCAAGUAGCGUGGGCUCACCCGAUGUUUGGCAACAUUCUGGCUUCUUGUUCUUACGACCGAAAAGUCAUCAUCUGGAAGGAGGAGAAUGGAGCCUGGGACAAGAUGUACGAGUACACUGGACAUGAAUCGUCAGUGAACUCGGUUUGCUGGGGUCCAUAUGAAUUUGGUUUAAUUCUGGCCUGUGGAAGCUCAGAUGGGGCGAUUUCUCUACUCACAUUUACUGGAGAUCAGCAGUGGGAUGUCAAGAAGAUUAGCAAUGCACACACUAUUGGCUGUAAUGCAGUCAGUUGGGCUCCUGCUGUGGUCCCAGGCAGUCUGAUCGAUCAACCAUCUGGACAGAAACCAAACUAUGUCAAACGCUUUGUCUCCGGAGGCUGUGACAACCUGGUUAAACUCUGGAAAGAGGAGGACGGUCAGUGGAAAGAGGACCAGAAGCUGGAGGCGCACAGUGAUUGGGUGAGAGAUGUUGGCUGGGCUCCUUCCAUCGGUCUUCCCACCAGCACCAUUGCUAGCUGCUCCCAGGAUGGCCGUGUAUUCAUUUGGACGUGUGACGACCCUGCAGGCAACACCUGGACAGUCAAACUGCUCCACAAGUUCAACGAUGUGGUUUGGCACGUCAGCUGGUCCAUCACCGGAAAUAUACUGGCAGUUUCUGGUGGAGACAACAAGGUGACGCUGUGGAAGGAGUCCAUGGAUGGUCAAUGGGCAUGUAUUAGUGAUGUCAGCAAAGGCCAGGGUGCAGUUUCCACCAUUACAGACACUCAGCAGAAUGAACAGUGACAACCUUACAGCAAAAAGUGCAGCUUUAAGAAAUGGAUUAACAAACAUGCUGGACAUUUGGACUGACAACAAUAUGCUCUCCAGAGUGACCGAGCUCAAUCGGAUCUGUUUUUGACUCCUGGAUCUCUGCUAAGACAAGAAAAAUGUUUCAACACAAGAAAGAUUGAAGAAUAAAUGUUGUUUUUUUUUUUUUUUUAUGUCAAAAAAUUCAACCAUGGUUUAGAAUUUGUUUUUGUAGCAUUCACUCCAAUCUUAGUAUUAUAGUUUCUCCAACUCACACCACUUCCUCCUGAAAGCUGGUCCAAAUGAAACUGUAGUUGUAAAAAUAUUCUGCUAUCCCUCUCCUUGUAGUUCUGCUUUUAAACAUUCCAUAUUCAUUGCCAAUAAAUCAUCAACCCACAGAUGACAUCAGCUUUCUUCAAAGCCUGUGUUAAUCCACAGUUACUGUUCAUUGAUUCAUCCAAAUAAGCUCUGAGUUGAAAAGAAAUAUUCAUGCAUGUCCACAUUUUUUUGCAUUAGUUUUCUGAUAACUCAGCUUCUUAUUUCAGGCUGUGAACAGAUCCUUGUAUUCUCAGACCGCCAAAUUUAGGCUUAUUCUCUUAAGACUAAAAGCUGUUUUAACCAGUUUCAGAUACAAGUUAACUGAAUGUUGCGCUUUGUCACCAUUGAAUGCAACAUAAUUCUAAACAGUUUGGGUGUUUUACUUUUAUGAUUACAGAUAAUAAAUGAGAUGGUUUUUCACAUUUGAUGUAAUUAAAUAACUGUUAAAAAUC